Microplitis mediator is the source of this 1759-nucleotide messenger RNA. RefSeq lists its product as uncharacterized. The transcript has 2 exons. Bases 178 to 1047 code for a protein of 289 amino acids. The record is from RefSeq and is a predicted model, not a curated record. Gene Ontology annotation, cellular component: chitin-based extracellular matrix. Gene Ontology annotation, molecular function: structural constituent of chitin-based larval cuticle. NCBI's taxonomy places the organism in Eukaryota, Metazoa, Arthropoda, Insecta, Hymenoptera, Braconidae.
CUUCUAUUCUAAUUUCGCUGUCCACUAAUACAAUCACACGUUAGGUCUAAUAGGUCUAUUAAGUAAUAAGGAACAAAGUUUUUUUUUGUUUGUUUGUUAAUUUAAACUCUUGUAAUUACGUAUAAUUAAGUACAGAGCUAAUGAAUUAUUGAAAAGUAAAAAAAAAACGAGAUCAUCAUGAGCACUUUUAUUAUGGUUAUACUUGGCCUGUUAAUGACGACAUGUCACAGUCAAUAUCAGCAGCCAUCUUUGGGAGCAGGCGGUUACGAAGACUAUGAAAAUGGUUACAAAAGACAAGAAGAACCUCGAAAUUAUGAUAAUGUACCCGUACAAAGAGGUGAGAAACAACCAGCAGCAAAACCAACCCCUCCAGUUGCGAUAUUGAAGCAAAUAAAUCGACACAAUGAAGACGGUUCUUACACUUACGGAUUUGAAGGAGCAGAUGGUUCUUUUAAAAUAGAAACCAAGCUUGCAAAUGGUGAAGUAAAGGGUAAAUAUGGUUUCACUGAUGAUACUGGUAAAGUACGAGUAGUUGAAUACGGUGCAAACCAAUAUGGAUUCCAACCAUCUGGAGAAGGAAUAACUGUCGCACCCCCAACUUUAGUUGACGAUUCGACAGACAAAAAUCAGCAGCCACUUGAUUACGAUUACCCUCAAGAACCAGUAAAUCCUAGGCAACAAAUUCCGCGACCGGCACCACCACCACCCCAACCCCCACAACCAAGACCUUUAUCACGUCCUCAGUAUCAUGAAAAUGAAGCUUAUGCUGCGCAACCAAAAGUACCGAUAUUUACUCCAGCUGCUAGUGGACAGUCACAAUUUUCACAGCAAUUUGAUUACGCGGAUCGACCACCCGUUUCUCAGGCACUUAAUCAAGGACCUGUGCAAUUUAACCCAGCUCCUGCGAGAGAAGCUCAACCUAGUCAGACUCGUAAUGUUCAACGAGCGGCACACAAUGCGGGUAUUCUGGACCAAUUAGCUAGAGAAUAUGCACUUCCUCAGAAUGCUGCGACGCCUUUACAUGACAUAAGUUUUGGAUAUUACUAAGUUAGAAAAAAAAUUUUUAAAAGACAACAGGGUAUGAGUGAAAAAAUAUUUUCAUUUCUGACAGAUUGGGGUGAAUCUUACAAAUAAUUUUUAUUAAGUUUUUAAAUAUUUUUAUGAAAUUGUUAACUGGAUUUAGAUGAUUUAAUUAUUUGACGGAAACUUGGGUAAAAUGGACACUAAAUUUAGGGACAAAAAAAUUGUUUAAAAAAAAAAUGUUUGAACAGUUUGUUGAUACGAAUGGGAAAAGUUUUAGUCUAGACUAGGCGGCAAAAAUUUUGAGUAAAAAAACAAAAAUCGCGGGCUAUUGAUCUCAGUCAUUUUUUUCUGUUUUCAAUAAAAUUUUUGAAACAAAAGAAAUUUUAAAUUGACCGCAACUGUCCAGGCUGAAUUUGCCUCAUUUUUUUCUACGGAUUGUCAGCGAGGAUAAAAAAAAACACAAAUUUUUUUGACUGAAAACUGGUAGCUCAUUUUACCCCUGUUCUCUUGUAUAUUUACAAAAAAUAUAAUAUAAUUGUAAGAUUCACUCCAGAUUUGAAUUGACUAUUUAUUGUACUGUGAAAAAAUGACAAAAUAAAUGUAAUUUUAAAAAAUUUAUGACAUUUUUAUCUAAGAAAAUAAAAAAUUAAAAAAAUUAUUUGUUGUGUUAAAAUUGAGCUUUUUACAAAAAUAUAAAAAAAUAAUAUAUUUAAAUAAAAAUAUUUAAUUACGCUUA